Messenger RNA from Microplitis demolitor, 1344 nucleotides. It is a transcript of the gene Gas8, whose product is annotated as dynein regulatory complex subunit 4. Bases 16 to 1344 code for a protein of 442 amino acids. Gene Ontology annotation, molecular function: microtubule binding; small GTPase binding. Gene Ontology annotation, cellular component: Golgi apparatus; motile cilium; microtubule. Gene Ontology annotation, biological process: cell motility. The record is from RefSeq and is a predicted model, not a curated record. Lineage: Eukaryota; Metazoa; Arthropoda; Insecta; Hymenoptera; Braconidae. The transcript is spliced from 7 exons.
AUAGACACUUCUAAAAUGAGUAGAGAACAAUUAGAAUUAUACUCCCAUAAAAUCUUAGAGGAAAUGGAACGGGAGCGCGAGGAGAGAAAUUUUUUUCAACUCGAACGCGAUAAAUUGCGGACUUUUUGGGAAAUUACUCGGAAUCAAUUAGACGAAGCGCGAGCUACUAUAAGAAAUAAAGAGAGAGAAAAAGAAGAAUUAUUAGAAAAGCAUGACGAAGAAAUAAAAUUAUAUAAUCAAAAAGUGAAACAUUUAAUGUAUGACCACCAUAAUAAUUUAUCAGAGACAAAGGCUGAGCAUAUGGUGGCACUAAAGCUCGCUCAGGAUGAUCACAAUGAAGAAGAGAAUGAGCUGAUAAAUGAUAAGAAAGAGUUGAGAAAAAUCCAAAAGGAAAAUGAACUCGCUCAUAUUAAUGAAAUUCGUUCGCUGAAAUUGAAAAAUGCUGAAGAAAUGAGCGAGAUGAUAAAGAAGUUUGAGUCUGAAGCCAUGGAAAUGGAGCAGAAGUAUGAAGAAAAAUUAAUGAGUCAGUGGGAGUCGCUUAAUUUGAAACACAGAAUGGAAAUAUCGGAAAUUGAGGAGCGUAAAAAUAUGCAGAUUGCGAGUUUAAUUAAGAAUCAUGAGAAAUCUUUUACUGAUAUCAAAAAUUAUUAUGAUGAUAUCACUGUUAAUAAUUUGUCACUUAUUCAAAGUCUUAAGGAACAAAUGGAAGUUAUGAAAAAUAAUGAAGAAAGAAUGAAAAAACAAGUACGAGAAUCAAUAAGUGAAAAUAAAAAAUUGAUAAGUGAUUUAAAAUCAGCUGAAGAACAAGUCGUUGAAUUGAGUCGUCAGUUAACAAAUUAUGAAAAAGAUAAAUUAUGUCUUUCUAAUACGAAAAAAAGAAUGACAGCCGUAGCUAAAGAUUAUGAAAACCUUAAGUGGGAAAAUGAAGUUUUGGAAAUGAGAUUUGAAAAAUGUCAAAAAGAACGCGAUGAAUUACACUCGAGAUUCGUCUCUUCUAUUUUGGAACUGCAGCAGAAGACGGGAUUGAAGAAUGUGCUGUUGGAAAAGAAAUUAGAAAAACUAUCGGAAAUUUUAGAGCAGAGAGAAGCUCAGAUUGGCCAAGUUUUAGCAACUGCUCAGUUAGAUCCCGGUGCCAGUGGAGAAAUUAAUCAGAGAUUUGAGGAUAUUUUGAAUCGCAAAAAUACAGCGAUACAAGAUCUGCAAUACGAUUUAGCAAGAGCUUGUAAAGCACACGACGACUUAUUAUUAAAUUAUGAAAAUAAAUUACAAGAGUACGGAAUUUCUGAUUCGUCAUUGGCGCCACCACUCAGCGCAAUAAGAAGAAAAAAAAAUAAUCACUUGUAA